This is a messenger RNA of Nymphaea colorata (pocket water lily), 4739 nucleotides long. RefSeq lists its product as uncharacterized. The transcript is spliced from 19 exons. The record is from RefSeq and is a predicted model, not a curated record. The coding region runs from base 236 to 3973 and encodes 1245 amino acids. NCBI's taxonomy places the organism in Eukaryota, Viridiplantae, Streptophyta, Magnoliopsida, Nymphaeales, Nymphaeaceae.
UUUCCUUCAGUCCUCGGUUUGGCGUCUGUGUUUAUAAAUAAAUGAUCUCUAGGAAAGGAAGACUCUGAAGAGAGAAAGAUAGAGAGUGAUGCAGUGGUUCCGUUAGAUUCAUUGAUGCCGUCGACGGACGUCAUUCGAGAGGUUUAGGGGUUUCAGGGGGAGAGAAAGGGACGAAGAAGAAGAGGGAAGGAAGGAUCGGACGAGAGAAAGGAAGGGGCAACCCUAGGAGGCAGAAAUGUCUUUAGACGAUCGGUUGAUUCGGUCUUCGUCAUCUUUCAGAAGAGGUGGAGGUGGUGGCGGGAAGCCGUCGGCGUCGCCGCCCCUGUUGUUCCAGAGCAGCAGUAGCUCCAUUAGGAGUUCCGGUAGCUCCAGAUUUCAAUCGCAGCGACAGAGAUCUGCUCAGGCCAGGAAGCCUCCGGAGCCGCUGCGGCGUGCUGUCGCGGACUGUCUAUCGUCGUCGCACCAUUUCACACAGUCGCCGGUUGCAUCCGAGGCCGCUCGGACGCUGCGGGAUUACUUAGCCACAGAGUCUACUAGAGAGAUGGCCUACACUGUGUUGUUAGAGCAUGCACUUUCAGAGAGGGAACGGAGCCCUGCGGUAAUUGCAAAGUGUGUUGGACUUCUUAAACGUUAUCUUUUUCGGUACAUACCUAGAGAACAGAUCCUACAGCAGAUUGAUCUUUUUUGUGUAACUUCAAUUGCCGAAUGUGAUACUGUCACCAGUAGAAAGGUUUCUCCAUGGUUAAAUCCAACAAGCCUUCAGGUUGGAAUGUCAUUGGCACCUGGAGCUGCCGCAUCUCCUCCAAUCACUUCAGCAGUUUUUGCAUCUGCUUCUCUUGUAAAGUCCUUGAACUAUAUUCGUGCCCUGCUAGCUCGGCAUAUGCCAAGACCAUCAUUUCAGCCUGCUGCAUUUGCUGGAACGUCUAAUAUUUCAAAGCAGUCUUCACCAACGUUGUCCUCUUUACUCAGUAGUUCAUUUAGUUCUCAGUUAAGCCCGAGUGCAGCUGUGAGCAGGGAACCUCCUGAAACUAAAGAAGCUAUUGGUUCAUCUACAGUGAAUCUAUUUAGCCUUGAAAAGAUUGAUGAAAGCAGUGUUGAUUAUAUUGCUACUGAUGUUCUCAAAUGGCGUUGGCUUGGGGACAGAUGUCAGCAGCACUCAGUCACUCCAUUUGGUGCAAGUGGCAGUGAUGGUGUUUUGAGUUCCCCAGUCAUCCACACACAUAAUUUUCGAGAAGUGGGUGCCGCAGCUCUACUUGUUGAUCUGGAGAGGAAACAAAAAGUGCGUUCUAGAAAUGACUUUGAUACUCAAUUUAUCUCUGAUCCAGAUUUUGAGCAGCUGUUGCAGCCUUCUACAGUUACUGCUGCCUCAAAUAUUGCCUCAGCUCAUUCACAUCUAAAAGCAAUAACAGCAUCAAAGCGUGCAAAACCUGGUUCUCGUCAAGUCUGGGAGGAGGCACCACCAAGCACAUUUCGUCUACGUUCUCGCCCUCUAUUUCAAUAUCGACAUUACAGUGAACAGCAGCCUUUACGUCUCAGCCCUGCUGAAAUUGAUGAAGUUAUUGCAGCUGUAUGUUCAGAGGUUUCUGUUACAAAUACAAAUUCAACUCUUGCACCAUAUAGACAAACAAGUGGUAGUGGAAGGCCUAUUACAGAUGUCGCUGUCAGUGUUCUUAUUAAGCUUGUAAUUGACAUGUAUGUGAUGGAUCCUUCAAGUGCUGCUCCUCUGGUUCUGUCAAUGAUCGAGGAGAUGCUAAGCGCUUUGAGAGUGGCCACUAGGGUUCGAGCAUUUGAUUUGAUUUUGAAUCUUGGGGUUCACUCUCAGUUGCUUGAGCCUAUAUUUUCAGAAGAUUCUCCUAUAGUUGAAGAGGAGGAAUCUUCUCAUGAACAAGGCUUUAGUGGUGGGGUUCAGUUUGGAACUGUAGCCAAGAGAGGUUCAAAGUUGCCCACACAAUCUGGAACUUCCUCUGCAGUUGAUUGCUUUGAAUCAUGGCUUUUGGAUAUCUUAUAUGAGGUUCUUCUUCUUCUUGUUCAGAAAGAAGAAAAGGAAGAAACUGUUUGGGCUGCUGGUUUGAGCUGUUUGCUUUACUUUGUUUGUGAUAGUGGCAGAAUUCAGAGGAAAAGGUUGAAGGGUAUAGAUGCUAGGGUUAUUAAAUCUCUUUUGGAAACAAGUCGUCAACAUUCAUGGGCAGAAGUACUUCAUAGCAAGCUUAUAUGCAUGUUGAUUAACCUUUUGUACCAAGUUCCAGAUGGCUCCAAUAAUGCUGUUUCGGAGGUUCCAUUUCUUUCUAUUGAACAAGUUGAGUCACUUGGUGGAAUUGAGUUUGUCUGCAUGGAGUAUUCCAGGGCUAACUCAGUCGAAGAAAAGAGGAACCUCUUUGCAGUGUUUUUUGACUAUAUUUUGCAUAAACAAAGUGAAAUCACUUUGUCUGCUGGAGGUUCAUUUUACAGCAAUGAUGAGAUUCAGCCUCUGGCAAUGAUGCUACAUUUAGUAGAUGCACCUGAAGCAUUCUAUAUGGCGAUCAAGCAUGGUGUGGAUGGCAUAGGAGGGCUCUUAAGAAGAUCCAUUGCUUCAGCUAUAUCUAGUUAUCACGUGUUUGGCCAUUUAAAUGCUGCUCUGUUGGAGAAUGUUACAUCUGAGUUUGAUUCAACAAUAAGCAUGGUUACACAUUUGGAUGGAGAGUUCUUUGACAUGAUGCAAACUACAAAAGUUUUCAAGUCCUUUGAGAGCAUCCAGGACAAUGCUGCAGAUUCUGAUUUUAAUUUGGGGAAAGUAAGACUUGCUUGGGCAACACUUCAUUCCCUUCUUCACUCAAAAAGGACUGCAUACCGACAAAAUGGUUAUAUUUGGCUAAUUGAGCUGCUUGUUUCUGAUAUCAUUAGUGAAAGUGAGACAAGCAGUAUCUCAAAUAUAAGAAAGCUGCAGGAGGAACUUGAAAUGAUUGUGGUCCAGGAUGCUUCAUCCCCACAUGUGGUUCGCUUAACAACAUGGUUCUUGUGUGGUCUACUGAAGUCAAAAUAUAACUAUAUUCGGUGGGGCUUUCUUUUUGUUCUGGAGAAAUUUCUUAUGCAAUGUCAAAUUUUGUUAAAUAAAAGCAAUUUGCAGCAUGUAAAUGGUGAUGGGGUAGUGAACCAUGACAUCUCCAGUGAAAGUUUGGAGAAAGCAAAUGCGGUAAUUGGAGUUAUGAAUAGUGCUCUUCUCUUGGUGGUUUCUAUAAAUGAAACGGAUCGUAUCAAUGUGCUGAAGAUGUGCGAUCUACUAUUUUCUCAAUUAUGUCUGAGAUCAUCUUUUGAUUCAAAAGCUAGUGCUGGUCACUCUCCUUUUGGUGACGUCAUUGGGGCUAGUAACUUCUUUUUUGGUCCAGCUGGAAAUGGGUGUGAAACUGAUACAGUGCUUCCUCUACAGCAAAAUAUGCUUAAUGGAAUUGAGCUUAUCGGGGACAAGGAAAACAAACAUUGCAGCUGUGUGUCUGAUAGUGAGUCUGCAUCAAUGGCAGCUAUGCUAUUGAGUGGUCAUGCUAGUGUUCCGAUGCAAUUAGUAGCACGCAUCUCUACUGAUUUAUUUUAUUGGCCGUUGAUUCAACUUGCUAGUGCUGCUACAGAUGAUAUUGCUCUUGGUGUAUCUGUUGGCAGCAAAGGAAGGGGAAUUUUACCAGGAUCUGCAUCUGACAUACGUGCGGCUCUUCUCUUGCUUUUAAUUGGUAAAUGUACCAGUGAUCCUGCUGUGUUUCAGGAUAUUGGAGGGGAUGAAUUUUUCAGGCGAUUGUUGGAUGAUACUGAUGCAAGGGUGGCAUAUUAUGCUUCAGCAUUUCUCUUGAAGAGGAUGAUGACUGAGGAACCUGAGAAAUACCAGAGGGUGCUUCAUGAUCUUGUCUUUAAAGCACAACAGAGCAACAACGAAAAACUACUGGAGAACCCAUAUCUUCAGAUGCGUGGCAUACUUCAGCUGCUGAAUGAUGCUGGAGCCCAACUAUGAUGAAAAAAUAUGGUAUUAUUAAGAAAUUGUACUAUGGUGCUGAAAACCCAGUCGUGGAGGAUUAAACUUUGUGCCUUCCCUGAGUUCCUUCCUGUUGCUUCUGAAACUAAUGUGACAAGGUGAUCUAUGGAUCAGACCUCGUGCAGAGACUUUUGGUUAUUUCCUGUUGCUUCAGAAGCUUCAGGUUACUGGUUGAGCCAUCAGUCACACAAGCUUGCACCAUCAGUCAAACAAACUUGCACAACAUAGCUGCUAGGUGCUCAACUGUACAGGCUCUUUCCAAUUACACAUCUGUUGCACCCAGAUUGUAUCGUUAACCGCAUGGUGUAACUUGAAUAAUUGCUUCUUAUUUAUUCUGCCAUCAACCAAUUCCAGUCCCAGAUUGAUGACAUUUUUUUGACGUUCAGCUGAGUUUGCUGGAAGUAGAAGAUGGCUCUUGUCUGUGCAAUGUUGGGAGUCCGAGGUGUAUGCAGGAUUUUUGUGAGGCAUACUCGGGCAUUCUGUUCCUAUGUUGCGGUUUUGCGGAAUUUUUAUGGAGGGAUCUUGAUCUGGAACAAUUUUCUUGGUCGUAGGAGUUUAGGUUUAAUAAUCUAAUUGCUGAAUUAUUUAUCAUUGUGAAAAUGCGGUAAACAGGCGUUCAUUAUUUGUGCAAAGAUGUGGGUUGUAUUUGUAUGUAUUUGUAAUGAUUCUUUGAUUGAUUCAAUUGUAAAUAAUUAGUUAUUGCGAACAAUUCUGCCAUAUGAAUGCCAUUCAAAAUUUUGAAUCA